AUGGACCAUGUGAACUGGGGCGAAGAGUACUUCAUCCACAGAUUUGGGGAAGAGGCCAAUGCUGCAAUUCAAGACAUACAUGCACGAGGAAAGACGCCGAUCAUUAUUGGUGGUACAUUUUACUACCUACAAAAGCUCUUGUUCAAGAACAAAACUGCUGGGGACAAGGAAGAAAGUGCUAAACUACGAGAUCUCACCAAGGACGAGCAAGCACUACUUGAUGGGCCAGUUGAAGAGACCUUCAAAAAGCUUCAAGAGGUUGACCCAGUGAUAGCUGGGAAAUUUCAUCCUGUGGACCAGAGAAAGAUCAGACGAGCCUUGGAGAUCUACUUGACAACUGGGGAGAAAGCCAGCGACGUUUAUCGAGAGCAGAAACUCGAUGAAUUUGAAGACUCGUGUCUCAACUAUAACACUCUUCUUCUAUGGCUUCAUUGCGACAAGGAAGUCUUGCUGCAUCGACUCGAUGUUCGUGUAGACAAGAUGAUGGAGGAUGGUGCGUUACAGGAGAUCCAGGAACUAUAUGACUUCUAUAAGCAACAAGACCCGGAGCCUGACUGCAGUCGGAGCAUUCUACAGGUGAUUGGUUUCAAGGAGUUCUUGCCUUGGCUUCAAAGUGGUGAAACUGAUCCCAAGCUCUUUGCCGAGGGAGUUGAAAGAAUGAAGAUCCGGACGCGGCAAUAUGCAAAGUAUCAAGUCAAGUGGAUCACCAAGAUGUUGGGCGUUGAGCUUCACAAGGAGGCUCGCUUUGAUUACAUGUAUGGAGGGAAAAUGUACCUUCUAGAUGCUACAGACUUGAGUAAUUGGGGAAGCUUGGUGGGCGACAGAGGGGUGAGAAUAGCGCAACAGUUUUUGAAAUCUGGUCCAUCCAAAGUAACAGAGCCUGAGGCACCAGAGCAUUUGAAGCAGCUUUUACCUACAUCCGAGUUUUUCGACUCCUUCAAGAGUAACAAACUUAAGGAAAGCAGUGCCAAUUGGAAACACUUUGAGUGUUCGGUAUGCAAGGAUCUGGAGGGGCGUCCGCUUGUGGCUGUGGGAGAGACAAACUGGAAGAUCCAUGAGUCCAGCAGACGUCACCGGAAACAGCUUGCCUACAACGAAAGAAAGCGUACUCACGAUGAGGUUGUUGCCAAAUACAAGAAAAUCAAGGAAGAGAGGGAGGCAAUGAAGGCUGAGGGUAAUGUGAACUAA
Messenger RNA from Candidozyma duobushaemuli, 1188 nucleotides. RefSeq names its product tRNA dimethylallyltransferase. Gene Ontology annotation, molecular function: tRNA dimethylallyltransferase activity. NCBI's taxonomy places the organism in Eukaryota, Fungi, Ascomycota, Pichiomycetes, Serinales, Metschnikowiaceae. Gene Ontology annotation, biological process: tRNA modification. The coding region runs from base 1 to 1188 and encodes 395 amino acids. Gene Ontology annotation, cellular component: mitochondrion. The transcript has a single exon. The record is from RefSeq and is a predicted model, not a curated record.